AUGGGCUUGGCAGACGUUCUGCAGCACCGCCUGCGUCGAAGCAGACCAGAGGUGUCCCUUCCGGUGUUCCCGACCCAGAACACACGCACAGCCGCCCGAAAGCGGCGGAAACUGCUGCGCGAGCAGAAGGCUGCUGGCCUCGCAGUCCCCCAGAAAGUGCGGCAGGAGUCUGAUGACGAUGAAGAGGAGGGGGGUGCCCUGGACGCCGACGACAUCGGCGGGGCGUACAAGACCCUGGUAUCUCUUUUAGCAGACGAUGAUAGCGAGAGCGAUGUGGGGCCCAGCUCGCAAGAGGACGACAGCGAGGAGCCUGCAUCCGACGAGGAGCUGGACUCUGACACUGAUGCCACGAGUGAAGAGGAUCUUGCCGCCGAAGCCAGUCGUGAGAAGCUCACCAAUGGUUCGGUCGCAACAUCCAAGGGUGUUACGGCGGAAGCCCUUGAUGACGACACAGCUGAGCCAGCAGAUGCGCAGACCUCCGCCAGCGAGGACGAGAGCGAGGAUGGGGCGGCGGAGGAGUCACCAGCUCCCGACCCAGACUCGAGGACUGCGAAUGGGAAGCGGGAUGGAGGUUCUACGUUCGAGACUUUGGCUACCGACACGGUCCAGCUCCACCUUGAGAGGGUCCUGACCGAGGAUGAGGUGGCGUCGCUGGCUCCGGGGUCUCGGCCCCUGCACCCUGCCCCCAAGGCCGUGCAGUCCGAGGUCGGCCGCAUUUGGCCCGAGGCGCAGCUGCUCGCGAGCGACGACGUCCGGCUCCCGGUCUUCCCUCCCUCGACCAGCCUGGCGAGCUACGGCAUCAAGGAGCGGCUGGUGACCCGCUGGCGCACGGUGCAGGGCGCGACAGCCGGUGCCGAGCUGGCCAGCGGGUGCCAGGCGGGCCUCUUUGCCCUCCUCUCCUCCCAGGCAGACAUUCUGCACUUGGCCCGCCCCUACCCGACCUCAGCCGACCCAGCUGUGCCGGACCCGGAGCUGGACGCGAUCCUGCUGCACAUCCUGCAACACUGCGCCUCCAACGCCGACCGCAUCCGGAAGAACAAUGAGCGCCUGAAGACCAAUCCCGAGCUGGACCCUCCGCGGGAUCAAGGCUUCACACGUCCCACGGUACUGCUGCUGCUGCCCAUGCGCAACAUGGCGCUGCGGGCGGUGCAGCGCUUGGCCGAGCUGGCGCUGGCGGGGGCGCCGACAGACAGCGUGCAGCACCGCGCGCGCCUGCAGGAGGAGUUCGAGGUGGAGGAGGGUUUCGCCGCGCCGCAGGCGGCGGCGCUGGCGCGCAAGCCGCCGGAGCACCGCGCGCUCUUCUCCGGCAAUACCGACGACCACUUCCGCCUGGGCGUCCGGCUCAUGCGCGGGACGGUGAAGCUGUACGCCGACUUCCACACCGCCGACGUGAUCGUGGCCAGCCCCCUGGCGCUGGCCACCAAGCUGACCGACCCGGCAGACAGGGAGGGCGCCGACUUCCUCUCCUCCCUGGAGCUGGUGGUCAUGGACCGUGCCGACGUGGUGCUCAUGCAGAACUGGGAGCACGCCGUCACAGUCUUCAAGGCGCUGAAUGCGGCGCCCAGGCAGCAGCACGACGUGGACAUUAUGCGGGUGCGGGAGUGGCAGCUGGCGGGGCGCGCGCGGCACUACCGCCAGACCGUAGUGCUGAGCAGCCUCGCCGCGCCGGAGAUGGGGGCGCUGAUGCGGCGCUGCGCCGCCUGCCACGCAGGCGCGCUGCGCCUGGAGGCGCGGGGGGCGGGCGGGGUGCUGGCCCGUGUUCUGCCACAGCUGCGCCAGGAGUUUGAGCGCCUGCCGCGCUGCGCGCCGGCCGAGGAGCCGGACCUGCGCUUCCAGCACUUCAAGGAGUCGGUGUGGCCGCGCGUCAAGGAGAACGGGCGGGGCGGGGGGCAGCUCAUCUACGUGCCCGCCUACUUUGACUUUGUCAGGGUGCGCAACUUUUUGCGAGCUGAGGACGCCUCCCUUUUGCUCCUGUCAGAAUACACCGACAGCGGGGAUGCGGCGCGCGCCCGCGCCUACUUUAGGCAGGGCCGGCGUAAGAUCCUGCUCUACACCGAGCGAGCCCAGUUCUACAACCGGGGGAGGACACCCGGCAUCCAGGAUGCGGUGUUCUACCAGCUGCCCACCCACCCCCAGUUCUAUGAGGAGAUCUUGAACCAGGUGCAGGAGAGCGAGGCGGGCGGCCUGCCCACCAUUACCGUCCUCUUCUCUGCGCUGGACGCACUGCGUCUCGAGCGCGUCGUCGGCAGGCAACGGGCGGCACGCAUGCUGAAGCCCUCUUCAAACUCUACCUUCCUGUUCUGUUAA
Molecule: messenger RNA, 2307 nt
Organism: Auxenochlorella protothecoides
Lineage: Eukaryota; Viridiplantae; Chlorophyta; Trebouxiophyceae; Chlorellales; Chlorellaceae
Product: U3 small nucleolar RNA-associated protein 25
Exons: 7
Coding region: 1-2307 (768 amino acids)
Biological process (GO): maturation of SSU-rRNA from tricistronic rRNA transcript (SSU-rRNA, 5.8S rRNA, LSU-rRNA)
Cellular component (GO): nucleolus; small-subunit processome
Molecular function (GO): rRNA binding; U3 snoRNA binding
Source: RefSeq, a predicted model, not a curated record